GCAUUAGGCGCGAUUAAGAAUAAAACAGAUCAUACAUAUCAAGUUUCUGCCUUUAACGCAUUUAGCUGUGACGACGACUUACGGCUUUGAAACAUGGAGGCCGCCUCCGCUCGAGCGGCCGCGAGGGACCGAUGGAACGAGUUGGGUUUUCCGAGACCUUCCCAGCUUCAACGAUUCAUAGCUAGCGCUUGUAGUCCCGAAAAUUACGAACCUAACCUUGCCCUGAACCUCGAAAUCUCCGACCUGAUCAAUAGCAAGAAAGGCAGCGCACCCCGCGAAGCCGCCGUGUCGAUAGUUAACUACGUCAACUCGCGCAACCCCAACGUCAGCCUCCUGGCCUUAAACCUUCUCGACAUAUGCGUAAAGAACUGCGGAUACCCCUUCCAGCUUCAGAUCAGUACCAAGGAGUUCCUGAACGAGCUUGUCAGGCGCUUUCCCGAGAGGCCACCUAUUCGUUAUACCAAAGUCCAGUCUAAGAUACUGGAAGCUAUCGAAGAAUGGAGGAGCACGAUAUGCGAGACGAGCCGGUACAAGGAGGACCUGGGCUUCAUCCGGGACAUGCACCGGCUGUUAAGCUAUAAGGGUUAUCACUUUCCCGAGGUUCGAAGGGAUGACGCCGCCGUUCUGAAUCCGAGUGACAAUCUCAAAUCGGCGGAGGAGAUGGAGGAGGAGGAACGAGAAGCACAAUCUGCUAAGCUUCAAGAGCUGAUACGAAGAGGAGCACCCGAGGAUUUGCAAGAGGCCAACAAACUUAUGAAGAUCAUGGCCGGUUAUGAUACGAGGUCGAAGACGGAUUAUCGAGCAAAGGCGGCUGAGGAUGUUGGAAAGAUUCAAGCCAAAGCGCGCCUGUUGGAGGAGAGGCUUGCUACUUUUAAGCCAGGCGAUUCUAUGAAAGACGGAGACGUCUUCGAGGAGUUAGCCGCGGCACUCCAGAGCGCGCAGCCCAAGAUUCAGAAGAUGUGCGAGGAAGAGUCCGACGACCACGAGGCGGUAGCUAAGUUGUUCGAGAUAAACGACAGCAUACAUCGAACGGUCGAGAGAUGGAAGCUUUUGAAGAAGGGUGAUAUAGAAGGCGCCAACAAAAUCGCUCAAGGCGCACCUGUUUCGACGACGUCGGCAGCGGCCGGGAAGUCUGCAUCUACCGCAAACGAGUUGUCGUUGAUCGACUUCGACGCGGAUGCUGCGGCAAACGGCGCUGCUAACAACGGAGCUGGAUCAAGUUCGCAAGCAGGCGGUCUCGAGAAUGACCUACUGGGUCUUUCCUUAGGAGACAGCGGAGGCUCUUUCGGUCAAGGCGGUGGGAUCUCUCUAGGUUUUGGAUCAAAUCAAAAUGUGCCGGGGCCUGCUUUACUUUCGUCGAUAACCCAAAAUAGUAGUGCAAAAGGACCAGCAUCGAGUCCGACUCCUCCGCCGCAUUCCCCCUUUUCAAGCUUCACUUCGCCUCCUACAGGGUCCCAGUCGAAUACUCCGCAACCGCAUCUGUCUCAGCAAUCUUCGUUUUCUAGGCCGCCACCUCAAAGAUCUCCCGCCAACGAUCCUUUCGCAGCUCUCGCCUCUCCCCAAUUCAUGUCUAAGCCAGCCACUCCUAAGCCUGCACCUGUUGCCGCGACAGCCGAAGACGAUGAGUGGUCAUUUUCCUCGGCGUUGCCUCCUGAACCUUCCCUCCCCAAGGAGUAUCAAGCACUCGUCAAGGAUGGUGCACUCCAGAUCCAACUCAGCGCAUCGCGACCGCCUCCACAAGGCGCCCUGUACCUAGUAUUCAGCUUCUCUAACACCACCGCGGCGCCCAUAAGCAACCUCCACUUCCAACUAGCCGUAACGAAGGGCUACGAACUCCAACUCCAGCCGCAGACAGGCCGCGCUCUACAACCCAAGCAGAAUGCAGGCGUCACCCAGUCCGUCCAGGUCUUCCACGCCGGCGACAGGUCCAAGAAAGUCGAAAGCAUCAAACUCAGGUGGCGUGUGGCGUAUACGCUCGGCGCUGAGCAGAAGAGCGAGACUGGCGAGAUACCCGAGUUUAGCAUCGCGUGAACGGACGAAGUCGCGAGAUGUCAUUGGAAGUGAAGUGAGUUAGUGUUGAAGUUUUGAUGAAAGUGGGUGUGGAAGUAGGCGUGGAAGCAGGCUUCAGAGUGAGUGAGGGUAGGUAAAAGCGAAAUGAGGGUUAAUAGUAGAUUCAAAUGAACAAUUCUCUACUGUGCUCUGCUCACAUU
Molecule: messenger RNA, 2210 nt
Organism: Annulohypoxylon maeteangense
Lineage: Eukaryota; Fungi; Ascomycota; Sordariomycetes; Xylariales; Hypoxylaceae
Product: VHS-domain-containing protein
Exons: 4
Coding region: 94-2031 (645 amino acids)
Biological process (GO): Golgi to vacuole transport; protein transport to vacuole involved in ubiquitin-dependent protein catabolic process via the multivesicular body sorting pathway; Golgi to endosome transport
Cellular component (GO): trans-Golgi network
Molecular function (GO): phosphatidylinositol binding; ubiquitin binding
Source: RefSeq, a predicted model, not a curated record